Molecule: messenger RNA, 2563 nt
Organism: Pseudogymnoascus verrucosus
Lineage: Eukaryota; Fungi; Ascomycota; Leotiomycetes; Thelebolales; Thelebolaceae
Exons: 5
Coding region: 599-2314 (571 amino acids)
Biological process (GO): fatty acid metabolic process
Molecular function (GO): medium-chain fatty acid-CoA ligase activity
Source: RefSeq, a predicted model, not a curated record
UUUCAUACCAUAACCCAACUACCACCGGCAUGUCUUUAUUAGGCCGCUUUCCGGCCAUCGCAUUUCGGCCACGUGUGUGGAGGGCACGAAGACAGCUAGUUACAACUCAGUAAGAACAGCCAAAUUAGAGAGCAUUAGCUAAUGGGUGUAUAUUAGAUAAAAGUAUGUUCCAGCUUGUGGAGAUUUAAACGAAGGUCCUGUAUCGUCAGGUUCUUUGUUGUGGACCGGCUUUGGAUUUUCACGGGCGUCACUUGCUUGGAUAUAGACACGCCGUCUGAAGAUAUUUUAGCACCAAUUGAUUAGAUGAUAUACUCCGUCAGUUGUACCCUUUAUGUACUAGCUAUGAACGGUUAAGAUCAGCAGGCGACAAGACGGUGCUAGGUGAGACACUGAGCAAAACAAAAGACUGCAGGGCUGGCGGGCUCUCCAAGUCGACUAGGUCCAGGAGAGUGCGGACGCCGCUAGCAGUGAUAAAUAAGGGACAGUGAAAACGCGGAGUCUACCAUGACGGUGAUGACCUACCAUCUUCAUCACUCUUGCCCAUACAACAGGAACACAAUUGGUUUUCAGACACAUCUAAAUUCAGAACAAUCUCACCAUGUCGGCAAGAACAACGCUCAAGUUCCCCCAUGACCCAAUCCUGGUUAGGCUGCUUAUUGCAGCUCAGCAGACUUCGGACUCAGAAACGAUCGUCCAUGAUGCCCUUGGCUUUAAGAAGAGUUACCCGGAACUGCUUACUGAUAUACUGCAAACUCGCGAUCUCCUUCGCGCGCGGCUACCACUACCAGCUACGAACGAGCAAGGUAUUUUGCGUGGAGAAUUCCAAUAUGUUGCCAUUCUCUCAAGGAGUGGUUAUGAGUUCCUCGUUGCUUUCUUCGCCAUCCGAGCGAUGGGGGGCGUUUGUAUGCCCUUAGGCUCCGGCGUCCUUCCCGAAGAGGCACACUACUUUCUCUCAAAGGCAAAAGCGAACUGUAUGCUCGCUGGCAAGGACAGCCUUGAGAGGGCUGAAAAUAUCUGCGCCUAUAUCCAAGAGCAAGGGAACUUUGAUACCUUGACAUUGUUGCCCAUUUCGUGCAAUGCAGAGCCCUUGAGGAACAUUGAUAUUGGGAUCGAUGACAAUCUUCAAUUAGACCCGGAUGGACCAGGUCUGCUACUCUUUACCUCAGGUACUACUGGGUUCCCGAAAGGCGCGGUAAUACCCAGACGAUGCUUUGCUGAUCCACAAGCCUUUGAACCUGGCGCCGCUGCUAUCAGCUACAACCCAUCCCAUUGGAUUGGUGGUGCGAGGAGUCUAAUCGGGCCCGUGCUAACGAGUAAGAAGCUUUACAUUGUUGCACAGAAAGCUGGAAGAGCUCGUGCAGAGGCUGUGUUAGAAGCCUUUAGAAACCAUCGGAUUACCCAUGCCAUAUUCACCCCGGCGUUGUUGCGGCAUAUGAAGGACAUAUUGAUUGAUCAAAGUGGAAAUUUGUCGGAAGAUAAGAAAAGCAGAUGCUCUAGCUACUUUAAGGGCUUGUCCGCGAUCAGAUGCUCUGCCGGGGUGGUUGAGUUUUCAACGAAGGAGUUCUGGACUGAUUUGACGGGCUUACCAUUUGAAAAUUUCUAUAGCGUAACGGAGUUGGGAGGCGGUGUGACUCGAGGGAUCUCUGCGAUAAAGGGCUCCAUUGGAACCCCUCUGCCCGGCAUUACGAUAAAACUGUCGGAAGGAAACCAUGGUGAGAUCUAUGUUAAGAGUCCAAAAAUGCUUACGCACUACAUUGAUGAUAAGAAGACAACGCAGGCCGCGUUCGAUGAAGACGGAUACUUCAAGACUGGCGAUCUUGGCGAGCUAAAGGAUGGUGAAUAUAUAUUUGCCGGCCGAGCGAACGCUGACUAUGUGUUGUUUGGGGUCUUCCGAAUCUCAGCACUGGUUGUUGAGAGCAGCUUAAUGGAUCUGCCAUAUAUCUCCGAAGCUUGCGUCGUUGCGGUGCCAGACAACGAUGCAAAACAAUUAUGCGGCGCUGUUAUUCGGCUUGAACGUGGUACAAUGCCAAUAGGGCAAAUAACUCUGGCCCGGAUUAGGUCCGAUCUCCAGAGCAGCUUGGCACCUUUUAUGCUGCCGGCUCUUCUUCGGAUCCUGGAGGACAAAGAGGAGCUGCCGCGUACGGUAUCCGGGAAGCCUAUAAAGAGACAAAUUCUGAUGGACUUCUUUGGGGCCGUGGACGGCGGCCUAGCCGAAAAUAUACCGCCUAGAGUUGAGCGCUACAACAAGUUGAUGACAGUCGAGGCACAGGCCAAGCCAUGGGAUUGGUGCGGACUGCAGCGUGCUACAAUCUAGGACUAUAUCAAACGAAUUCCUCAUUGAAUAAUGUAGAAUACAUCUAGAGGGGUGUUAACUCGCAUCUCCACGACGUUUACGUCGAUCCGUACUGACGGUAACAAUACAUUGACCUAAUGGCGUGCGAAACGGUCCCAUUUUUCGGUCGCUCUUGAAAUGCACCUAAUAUAAGUUUUCACCACGAGGAACGCAGCUAGUAGGUAUUGUGUGAAAAGUAAAUAAAUGAAAUGAAAGACUUAACUAAGAGGC